GGAGUAUCUACCAAAUUAAAAAUCGAAAUUUUGGCGUCUUUAUCGCGACUCGCGAGUGUCUGAAUGUAUUUGUUCUACCAUGAAAUGCGGAGGGACGAGAACGAAAAGACCAUGUCGUUAUUUAGUUAUCAGCUCACUAACAGUCUUGCUACUUGUUGAUACUACAAAUGCGAGGGAUGGUUAACGCGCUCUCCGACUGCUCCGUAGUAUUUUCAUUAUUAUCUUUAUUGGUUUGUGGCUAACAAUGCGUCGCGUCUAGUACACUGACUUUCAGCAUCGACCGGCGUAAAACACUUCAUUAGAGUAUUAGACACACGUGCAGCAACGGCAUCGAACUUGCCAUCCUAAAGACUGACUGUUUCCAUUAGUACGCUCCGGCUGCGAACCGUUACUGCCACUGUUACAUUCCAAAUUCUGAAAUACGCACCGUACCGAAAACACGAGAUCAUUAAGACGGAAAAUUAAAGUGGUUCAUCUGAUCACCGACGCCAUGGAUGUUCGUAGACGUUUGGAAUCAUUUAAUAAUAAUAGGUGGAGUUUAGAUUUUUUAACACCGCUUGAUAUGGCCAUAGCUGGUUUUACUUAUUCAGGCACUGAAGAUCGUGUUACAUGUAAUAAUUGUAAUAUAAUACUUGUUAACUGGAAGCAGGGUGAUAAUCCGUUACAAAAACAUAUUUAUCACUCUCCAAAUUGUUCAUUUAUUAAUUCAUUUACUUUAACAUUUACUUCUCGUUUGAAAUCUUUUCAUAACUGGCCUGUUAAUUUUUUAAGACCUGAUAACAUGGCUGAAGCUGGUUUUUGUUAUUUAGGCGUUAAAGAUCUUGUAAAAUGUAUUGAAUGCAAAAGAGAUUUUUGUGGAUGGUCACAGGAAAAGAAUCCGAUACAAGAGCAUAUUCUUAAAUCUCCAGAUUGUCCAUUUAUUAGUAAAUUUGUUUCAACAGUUGAUCGUCGUGUAAUGACUUUUCAUAACUGGCCCGUUAAUUUUUUAAGUGCUGACAACAUGGCUGUAGCUGGUUUUUAUUAUUUAGGCAUUGAAGAUCUCGUAAAUUGUAUUGAAUGCAAAAGAGAUUUUUGUGGAUGGUCACAGGAAAAGAAUCCGAUACAAGAGCAUAUUCUUAAAUCUCCAGAUUGUCCAUUUAUUAGUAAAUUUGUUUCAACAGUUAGCGGUCGUGUAAAAACUUUUCAUAACUGGCCUGUUGAUUUUUUAAGACCUGUUAACAUGGCUGAAGCUGGUUUUUUUUAUUUAGGUAAUGGAGAUCAGGUAAAAUGUUUUAAAUGCCUGGUAUGUAUUGAUUCAUGGCAACUAGGUGUUGUUCCAACAACUGAACAUUUGCGUAACUCUCCACUAUGUUCUCACGUUCUUAGACACAGAGAGAUUUUUGAUGUAUGUGGUCCUUUCAGCUCUGAUGAUAUUCAAAAUAAUAUACAGGCCAAAAUGAUAGAUGAUUUGUUAGAUUCUGCAGGAAUUAUAGUAAAAUUAAAACAUGUUAUGAAUAAAUAUGGACACAUGGCCUCCAUCAAAGCACGCUUGGAAUCAUUUGCUAGAUGUGUGAGAACAUUUAAACAAGAUAUUAAUACUUUGUGUGAAGCUGGGUUUUUUUAUUCUGGCAAUGGUCAGACUGAUUAUGUGACUUGUUUCUUCUGUACUGAAACUUUAAGUGAGUGGGAAGAUGCCGAUGAACCGUGGAUAGAACAUGUCAAAUGGUCGAGAACUUGUGCUUAUGUAAUAUUGAAUAAAGGCAAAAACUUUGUGGACCAAGUGCUUGGUGUGGAUAAUCACAACACAGAAUGCAACCAACUUGAGUUAUUCAACUUAAUUGCUCAACGGGAAAAUACUUAUAUUCUUGGAACUACAAUGAAAAUACAGACAUUGAAAAAACAAAUUAAUAGGUUACAUUCUCCUAAAUCUUUAAUUGGUAAAAACCAGCUGCGUCUUUCUCAAAUGCUGAAUCCUAAUUCUGUGCCAGAUUGUAUGGAAUGCAAGAUUUGCUUUAAGGAAGAAAUUAAAGUGAUUUUUGUUCCUUGCGGUCAUGCAGUUGCCUGCAUAGAAUGUGCGUUGACACUCAAACAGUGCGCUGUAUGUAGAUAUCCAUUUUCAAAAUUAAUCAGAAUAUUUUUAUCUAUGGAUAAAGACAAUUAUGAAGACCUCAAACUGCAACCGCGUGGUUCUAAAAUGUCUUCCAGUAAUAAAUUAAAUCCGAUGGUUUGCAAAACUUGUCAUAAUGAAGAUAUGUCAGCAGUAUUUUUACCCUGUAGACAUGUCUAUAAUUGUAUCAAAUGUGCAGAAGAAAUGGAUGAGUGCCCUAUAUGUACAGAAAAUGUCUUUUCCUUUAUACAGUUUUUCUUAUAAGCACAACACAUGGGCGUAUCGUUAGUGUUAGAUGAUAUGGUGUAUAAAAAAUAAUUUAAUAUAAUUUUAGAACUGUUAAAAAAUAUAUAUUAUUUUUAAAUAAGUAUAUUAAUGUAUUGACAAAUUAUUUUAUAUAACUUAUUUUUUUUUUUGCUUUAUUUUUAAGUACAACAUCAAUGUUGUACACUUUAGUACCACAUGUUUUACCAUUUCAUUUUAGUAUUUUAUGUGAAAUUGAAUAUA
This is a messenger RNA of Aphis gossypii (cotton aphid), 2593 nucleotides long. RefSeq names its product putative inhibitor of apoptosis. The record is from RefSeq and is a predicted model, not a curated record. The coding region runs from base 491 to 2350 and encodes 619 amino acids. The transcript is spliced from 9 exons. Gene Ontology annotation, molecular function: cysteine-type endopeptidase inhibitor activity involved in apoptotic process; ubiquitin protein ligase activity. Lineage: Eukaryota; Metazoa; Arthropoda; Insecta; Hemiptera; Aphididae. Gene Ontology annotation, cellular component: nucleus; cytoplasm. Gene Ontology annotation, biological process: regulation of cell cycle; negative regulation of apoptotic process; positive regulation of protein ubiquitination.